UCGUUGAAAAUGUCUGGACUUGGAUUAAAAAGUAGAACUACUGAACUAACUGUAAAUCUGGCGCCCAGACGCUCGUUGGAUCAGCUCCAGAUGUGAAGUAUGUCUGCUUUAUGCUGGGUUGAGGGGUUUAAUCUGUGGAUAAAGACAGAAUCUGGAUUAUAAUCCACCAUUAUAACACUGGAAUCAGCAUUUGAUACUGGCGGACGGACUGGUUUUGACCGGAGAAGUGUGCUGGUUUGAAUCGGACAGGCAGUCUUGGUCCUGGUUUUGAUUUUAGAACUGGUUUGGGCGCAAGAGAUGGGGGCUGCUUCAUCAUUUAAAGAACCGUGGACUAAAGUGUUGGCAACUCAGAGGGAUCAGUUUGAUAACCUGGAAAAGCACACGCAGUGGGGAAUCGACUUUGUGGAAAAAUACACCAAAUUUGUGAAGGAAAGGACUGAGAUCGAGCUUAACUAUGCAAGACAGAUCAGGAAUCUGUCCAAGAAAUACCAGCCUAAGAAGAAAGAGGAAGACGAGAAUAAGUACACAUGGUGUCGCGCAUUUCACUCGACGCUAAACGAGCUGAACGAUUACGCCGGACAGCAUGAGGUCAUCGCAGAGAACAUGACAUCACAGAUCAUCACCGAACUCACGCGAUACGCACAGGAACUCAAAACAGAGAGGAAAUCGCAUUUCCAUGAUGGACGGAAGGCACAGCAACAGAUCGAAGCCAGCUGGAAACAGCUGGAAUCGUGUAAGAGGAAGUUUGAGCGGGACUGUAAGGAAGCAGAUCGAGCCCAGCAGUACUUUGAGAAGUUGGACGCAGACAUCAACGUGACGAAAGCAGACGUGGAGAAGGCACGGCAGCAGGCUCAGAUGAGACACCAGAUGGCUUCUGACAGCAAGAAUGAAUAUUCCUCAUACCUGCAGAAGUUCAACCAGGAGCAGAACGAACAUUAUUACACCAUCAUCCCUAAUACUUUCCAGAAGAUCCAGGCGAUGGAGGAGAAGAGGAUAGAGCGAAUGGGCGAGUCGCUGAAGACGUUCGCGGAGGUCGACCGACAGAUUCUGCCCAUCAUUGGGAAAUGCCUGGAUGGAAUAACACAAGUGGCCGAGUCCAUCGAACCCAAGAAUGACUCCUCUCAGGUCAUAGAGUCGUAUAAGUCUGGGUUCGAGCCUCCUGGCGAUGUGGAGUUUGAAGACUAUGGUCAGGCGAUGAAGAGGACGGUGUCUGAGACCAGCCUCACUAACUCACGCUCGGACAACAAAGCAGACCGUUCCGGCAAGGGCAAGAGCAAAACUCUCUGGCCUUUCAAUAAGAAAAGCAAGCUUAUGUCCCUGUUAACUUCCCCCGUACCUCGCCAGCCCCCCCCUGACCCUCCCUCACCUUCUGCUGUGACCCCUGACCCCUGCCCCACUCCCCAGACCCCCAAACAGUCCAAGGAGCCCCUGUCCCACCGAUUCAACGACCUCAUGACCUCCAAGCCCAAAAUGCACUGCCUCAGGAGCUUCCGGCGCGGGUCUGCCCAGUCUCUCUAUUAUAAUAAAGAAAUCAUGAAGAGGACUCUCGGUCGGCCUACGUAUGCUUUCGAGGCCAGGCAAUAUAUCCUCUCUCUAAAGCUGCUCUCACUCAAUGCCCACGUGCGGAACCUUAUUGAGGGUUCAAAUCCUGAGGACUUCAGUCAUCUUCCUCCAGAGCAGAGAAGGAAGAAGCUUCAGGCGAAGAUUGACGACUUCAAUAAAGACAUACAGAAAGAGAUGGACCAGAGAGAUGCUUUGACUAAAAUGAAGGAAGUGUACAUAAAGAACCCACAGAUGGGGGAUCCCAACAGCGUGGACCCUCGGUUAGCAGAGAUCGCCCAAAACAUUGAGAAACUCCAGGUGGAGGCUCAGAAAUUUGAGGGCUGGUUAGCGGAGGUCGAAGGAAGGAUGCCAGUAAAGAGUGACCCUCCACGGAGGACGAGUGUCCUGUACGAGACCCAAAACAGCACACCACCCACCACCAACAACAACAACUGUGCACAGGAUAGAGAGAGCAGUCCGGAUGGCAGUUAUACAGAGGAACCGAGUUCUGAGGUCCAGAGUAAAGUCCAGCCUGAAACGGCGGAGUCUGGAGAUGAAUUUGACGAUGCAGAUGAAGAAAUGCUACCCACCAUCGGCACCUGCAAAGCCCUCUACCCGUUUGACGGUGUUAAUGAAGGCACCAUCUCAGUAACGGAGGGUGAGCUCUUGUAUGUAAUAGAGGAAGACAAAGGUGACGGGUGGACGCGUGUUAGAAGAAACGAGGAAGAGGAGGGUUACGUCCCCACAUCCUACGUCGAGGUCUUUCUGGACUCCAACGCCAAAGAUUCGUAAAGUAUGGAAGGAGGACUCAGUGGUGCAGGGCAAACAGCAGCCACAUGUGGGGAAAACUACAGCCUACCCUCCAUGAACCGCCCUAGAGUGAGACAGACACAAAAUAAAGAGAGGAACAGUGAAGGAAGCGAGAGGAAGAGGCUAUAGAGACCUCUCGGCCUAAAUUCUCCUGCUGUAGAGAGGAACUUUAACAGCGAAUCAGAGAAAUAUUAUGGCGUUUAGAUUUAUUACCUGUCUGAUAUUUUAUAAUGAGGUGAAUAUGAUCUGCAUAUAUCAUUUUGCUUUACGGCUCUUCAUCGCUGCUGAACGGCGCUAACGUUUAUUUCAGUCUGUGCGAGUGAGUGAGUGAGUGUAUGUGUGGUUGUCUUUAACAGCCUUGUUUCCGAUUUCCUCACCUUUCCCGAACUAAAAUCCUGGGAAUGUGGUCUGUAAAAGAAGCUGAAUUUUUGGUACCACAACAGUGCUGCGUUCCAUUCAUAUUCCUGCUACAUCUAGCGUGACGCUCGAAAGAUGAUGUACACUACUGGUCAAAAGUUGGGAACGAUUACGAUUUUUAAUGUUUUGAAAGGAGUCUGUUCUGCUCGCUAAGACUGCAUUUAUUCAAAUAAAAAUACGGUUUGAAUAAUUACUACAAUUUAAAAUAACGGUUUUGUUUUUAAGUAUGUUUUAAAAUGUUAUUUAUUCCUGUGAUGCAAAUCUAAAUUUUCAGCAUCAGUACUCCUUCAGAAAUCAUUCUAAUAUGCCGAUUUGCUGCUUAAUUAUGAUUGGUGCUCUGUUAUUAAAAAUGGUUCUUAUCAUCAUCAAUGCAAAAGUUUUUGCUGCUGAAACCUUGAUUUUUAUUCAGGAAUCUUUGAUGAAUAGAAAGGUCAAAAGACAUGAUCUUUUGUAACGUUAUAAAUAUCUUUACUGCCACUUUUACCUCAAACUUUUGAAUGGUAGUGUAUCAAGGUUUCAAAAGAAUAUAAAUAUAAAUUACAUUUGAAAAUAUAUUAAAAUAGACAACAGAUAUUUUAAAUUGUUUUUGCCGUAUUUUUGAUCAAAUAAUUCCAGCCUCGGUGAGCCGAAGAGGCUUCUUUCGAAAACGUUAACAAAUUGUAAUGAUUCUAAACUUUUAGUGUAUAAAGAAACAAAAUGGCAAAAUCAUGUUUUACACAGCUAAAAACAUUCAUGUAUAAAUUUAUGAUGUAGGAACUUAAAAUCAUUCAUACAUUUGUUUGUAUGACGUGAAAUGUCUUCAAGUGCCCUUUCGAUUGCACUUUUUCAAGUUGCAAGCUGGAAUCUUUCUCAAGCUGAAUGGAACGCAGCAUUACAGUUCUUCACGACGUCGCUCCUUCAUCAGGCCACACCCCUUUAGACCCUUUGACUCCACCUUCCAAAGUGGCACACAUCAGGGGCGGGGCUUCUCUGGCCAAUAGCAUGUCUGCUUGCCCUGGCACCUCCUCUGUCUCCGCCCUUCCAGUGCAAUUACUAAUACUGUCUAUCUCUUUGCCAUCUUAUCCAACUCAUUUUUAUCUAACGUCCCUUCAGUGAUUCACAUUUUCAUUCAUUUUAUCCAUUAAGUCUUCCCGCUUUACCUUAACCGUCCAAUCAUCAUGCUCAAAUGCUGUUUUUGUUUGUCGGGCAAGGGAGGGGCUAUACUUAAACUCAUGAAUAUGCUAAUGUCCUGUUGAUAUGGGUAUGUAUUUAUUGUGACAGCUGUUUUGUUCAUGUCUUCAUGGUUUUACCCUGUGGAGCACCCAGCUGAGAACCUCGCGACCUCAUUGGUUUCGCCGGUUAUAUAUAUAUGUAAUGGUUUAAAUGUACUCUGAGCCAAAUGUACAGGUUAACCAGACAUUUAACAUGCAUCAUGUGAGCUGUGAGCGUUUGUAUGGCUCUCGUAACCUGAAGAAUAGACUUGGAGGUUUUUAAUUCAACUGAUUUUUUCCCGUUUUAAUGUAAUCACUAUGGUUUGGCGAAGGGGAAUUUUUUUUUUUUUUUUUUUUUGUGAAGAGAUUAUAUUUAGUAAUUUCAUCAUCUUCCACUGUUUACUCACCAUCCCUGAGGCACAUAAUUUUAACUUUUCUUUUUAUAUAUAUAAAUAUAUAUUUUUUAAUUCUCUCACACAGUCAUUUUGGGUCCAGGAGAGGUUUUAGUUAUUUUACAUUUUAGUUUUUUUUUUCUUUUCUUUUCUUCUUAUUUUUUUUAUUGAUUCUUAAGUAGGUUUGAAGCCCAAAACAUCUACAUCUCUACAGGCAGCAUCAUGGAAAUGAAAAUUCGCACAUGCCACAGAUCUGCUAUUUAAUGCUGAAUGCAUUUAUUAUGUUUAACAAAGCGAUUAUUGAGGAUUUAUGGUGUUUUAUGUUGAAUGAAUUGAGCAGCCUUUCAGAAUAACUGACUCAUUUGCUAUUGAUGAACCUGUAAAUAUAACAAUGUGUUAUAAAUAAGAAUUGGUUUUGAAAGCGGAGAACAUCUCACCAUCUUGAAGAGGAAAACGUCAUUUCGUAUGUCUUCCGAACAUACACUUUUUCAAGUGCUCUGUCUCUCUUUGAGAACAAAACAAUUGCUAAACAACUUCAUUUCAGCCUUUUCAGCAUUGUUAUACUUUGGUGGCUAUCACCAUAUGACACAUACAUACACACCUGUCAGUGACAAGAAUCAUUUGCCCUCGGCCCUUACCUGCUCUAUUUGGGACUUCAAAACACUGUUCCCGAAUCAGAGAAUUAUAAAUAUAUAUCUAUAUAUAUAUGUAUAUCUAUACGUACCAUACUAUAAAUAAGAGUGAACUACCAAUCCAUGGUAAGAGUCUAUUUUUAAAUUUUGAUUAAUAAAAAUGUCCCAGUUUUUUUUUCUCUGCUUUGCUAAAUGAAUUAAACUCUUUUUUUUUUCGUUUGGUGGGGUCUGCCAAAUGUUUGUUUUGCACUUUUUUGUUUGUGUCCUAUUUGUUAUGCUUGUGUUUUUGAGCACUGAAUACUUUGUAUGUGUUAACUGUGCCAAUUAAAGAUAGAGGGGGAAAAAUAAUUAA
Molecule: messenger RNA, 5335 nt
Organism: Cyprinus carpio (common carp)
Lineage: Eukaryota; Metazoa; Chordata; Actinopteri; Cypriniformes; Cyprinidae
Gene: fnbp1b
Product: formin-binding protein 1
Exons: 19
Coding region: 298-2334 (678 amino acids)
Biological process (GO): signal transduction
Molecular function (GO): protein binding
Source: RefSeq, a predicted model, not a curated record